AGUUAUCCGCGUUACACCGUAUAGUGGAUAACUGUUGUCCUGUCAUAGCUGCAUUACAAAACAUGUAGAACAAGUUUUGGUAUAGCCAAAGGCGUGGCUUUAUGCUAUAUAAAUAGAAGUAAUAAGAGGGGUAUUCAGUUCUAGCGAGAUUUUUCUGGAGUCACCUUCUACUUUUCAACAUGGACGAAAGAAUGGAGACUAUGAUACAGGAUAAAGUUCAGCAGGCAUUUACGAUGCAUAAAACAGAUAUGUUAUCGGAGAUGGAAUCCAUGUUCAAUAAGAUAAGUGAAAAUUCUAACAGUUCUCAGUUAAAUAAAAUAUCUGGUAUUGUGAAGUCGUCAGUUGGACAAAAAUUUAAGAGAAAAAGCAAUGAGGAACAAUUUAAAAUUAAUGAAAGUAUUUCAUUAAAGCUAGAUGAAGCAUCUGAAUCCAACAAUUUGCAAGAGGCACGCUCAAAAAUCGCGGAAGCGAAGACCAUGAUAACACACAGACAAAAGCUGAUAAGAUUGGCCGAUUCGUCCGAGCUAGGAUGGAAACUCGUAAAUGAAUAUGAGUCAAACCCUCUAGCCAGUGAUUCGGACGACGAAAAGCGUAUAUACAAAGCAGAGGCACGGGCCAACCGUAAAGCUAGAGCGGAAAAGGUUAAGAGACGAUCCCAGUUUAGGACAGCACCUUAUCGCAGGAUCGAGCCUAGCAGAAUUGAUCAAAGCCCACGAAACAAAACCAAAGUCAGCAAAAUUCAAGACGUUUGCCAGGGUUAUGUUUUGCUUGCGGAAAACCAGGUCAUUGGAAGGGAUCACAAGAAUGCCCAAUGACCAAUACUAACAAUAAGAUAAGUACUUAUUUUUGCAAUAAGAUUUGUAAGCAAAGUUCGGAAAACUUUUCAGGUGUCGCCAAAGGUUUAGAGCAAGAAACAAAAGGUGAGAAUCUUUCGAAAAAUAAGUUUGAUAAUAAGUCAGAAGACUUUCAGAAUUCCGGAAAUGAAAGAGAUAAAAAACAGGUAAAAUCACCAGUAGGUAGGCUAAAAGAAUGUUUUACCGAAUGGGAAAGCGCAACUAGCAGUCUUUUUAUCAAAAAUAUUGUAAAAGGUUACAGACUACCUUUUAAAGAAAUACCUAGCAGGGUCGUGUUAAAGAAUAAUAAAUCGGCUAGAGAGAAUCCAGAAUUUGUUCGUACAGAAAUUAAGAGUUUAUUACAGAAAGGUGUCAUAUCAAAAACAGAAAAUCUUCCACAUGUAGUAAAUCCUCUAACUGUAGCAUAUGGUAAAUCUUGAAAACCAAGGUUGGUUCUAGAUUGCAGACAUAUUAAUCCGCAUUUGCACUUGUUUAAAGUCAAGUUUGAAGAUGUUAA
Molecule: messenger RNA, 1350 nt
Organism: Mercenaria mercenaria
Lineage: Eukaryota; Metazoa; Mollusca; Bivalvia; Venerida; Veneridae
Exons: 2
Coding region: 180-815 (211 amino acids)
Source: RefSeq, a predicted model, not a curated record